Adineta steineri is the source of this 2265-nucleotide messenger RNA. NCBI's taxonomy places the organism in Eukaryota, Metazoa, Rotifera, Eurotatoria, Adinetida, Adinetidae. The record is from the annotation of a GenBank genome assembly.
AUGUCAUUAAGUCAGAGCAGAUGGACUACUUGGCGCCAGCAUCAAAAGCUAGACAAAGCUAUUGAAUUAGGCUCAAAACUUUUUCAACCUGAUGAUGAUUUCGCAACAAACAAUGACAAUAACAAUCAAUUUACUUAUACAGAAGAAAUGGAUUCGAGCGAUUCCUCCGAUGUUAAUGAUAUUAAGCAAGAACUUUAUGAACAAGAACAUGAUGAGCAAGAUUUAUUGAAAGAUCAUGUGGAGAAUCAUAAUGCAAGUGAGCUUUUGUUCGAUGCAGAUGAUGCUGCGAAUGAAAUCGAUAUAGCAAGUGCUCUUAUUCUACUUAAAAAACAACAUAAUCUCUCUACAAAAUGUAUUGAAGAUAUUAUUUUGCUUCUGAAAAGCCUUCGCGUAUCAAAUACGCCUUCAAGUUGGUACAAAGUAAAACGUCUUCUUCUUAAAUCCAAACCACAGUCAACAGAAUAUUUUAUUUGUUCUAUUUGUGAUCAAUUGUCAACGAACAAGAAAUAUUGUCAAUUUUGUUCAACUACUCAUCAUGUUGAACUUCCAUCAUUUCGUGUUUUUUCUGUUAAAGAUCAGUUACAAAAUAUUCUUUUUAAUCAUCACGAUAUUGAUUUAUAUUAUCGAAAAAAAGAUCUUUUAAUCCGUGAUAUUCGUGAUGCAUCUGUUUAUCAAUCAAUUCGUGCUCAACAUUCAAAUCUCAUGUUGACAUUGACAAUCAACAUCGACGGAAUUCAACCGUCUAAAGGUUCGAUUAAAACAAUAUGGCCGAUCAUCUUAAUAAUAAACGAGCUUGCUCCGAAUCUAAGAUUUGCCUUUCACAAUAUUAUAUUAGCUGGACUUUGGCCUGGCCCAUCCAAACCUUCACGAGAUAAAAUGAAACAUUUAUUACGUCCUAUCGUUGACGAACUUCUUCUUCUAGAACGUGGUCAAGCAUUUAAUUUGUUGGAUAAAGGCAUGCAAAUUAUACAUGUUUAUCUUAUAGCCGGCUGCUGUGACAAGCCCGCGCAGGCUUUGGCGCAGUGUAUUGUAGAACCUAUUGCAGCAUUUGGCUGCGGUUUCAUGGUUCCAACUGAUAACAAUGGUCAUGUUCGAAGUUUUUCAACUACUCAACAUGACAUUAAUACUAUUCGCAAGCGAUCAAAUGAACAGUAUGAUGAACUAAUCAACUUACUACAAUUACAAACACAAUUAAAAAGUUUAUGGUCAAAAAAAAACCAACUAAUAGAUGAAUUAACUGACAGUCAUAAUCAAAAAGGCAUUGCAGGGGUGUGCAUAUUUCGUGAACUGAAGUACUUUGAUGUUGGCUAUUCAUUCACAGCCGAUAGCCUUCAUAACAUAUACUUGGGAACGUUCAAAAGAAUGAUUGGUCUUUGGCUUGGUACAAAAAGUCGAGAGAAAGAAUGGAGUGUACUUGAGAAAAUAAAUAAAUUAGAUGAGCUUUUCGAGCGAGUCCGACUACCAUCAACGACUACUCGUAUUCCACGAUCUCUUCUUGAUUAUAAGAAAUUUAAAGGUAAUGAGUUUAGAGUUUUACUCUUAUUUGGUCAUGCAAUUUUCUACAAAAUACUUCCAAAACGUUUUUAUGAUCAUCUAAUUCAACUUGUCGUUUUGAUGCACCUUGCUGAAGGUCGAGAAAUUCGAAUGCUUGUUCAUGCCACGAGAGGUCCGAGAAAUCAAGGACAAGAGAUGAUCAACAAUUUAAACUUGUUUCAACACGCAUUACGUCAUGCUUAUAUUUAUUCAAGCAAAACGAAUCUUGGUUCUUUUGUUAAGUCACACUUGUUACAUUUCAAUGAUAAGCCGGAAAAAAUAGCAAUGAAGAUUGGACAUAAAAAUAAAAAAGAAGAUUGUGCUGUUCGUCAUCUUUUUCCACAAUCAGAACUAAACUUUUACAGCACGUUGCAUAUUGGUGAUCUUCGUCUCUCUACAAGAACAUAUUCCCAUGGAAAAUCCUCUGAUGAUUCAAACAUACUUUUUAUUCUUAAUGGAAACAAGACAUUCGGACGCAUACGAUCGAUUUUCACUGUUAAUGAUGGAGAGCCUCUUCUCUUCGUUGCUCAUGUACUCAAUAUUUCACCAUUAGUAUGUCAACUCGAUGGAUAUGAGGAAUUUGAAUUUCGUGAUAUACAAACAGCGUCAGCUACUGAUUGGUCGUUUGUGCUAAUUAAUGUUCAAGAUUUUAUUGAAAAAACAGUACUUUUUGAAAGACCAAAUCAGUGCUGUUGUUUUUUUCGUUUUCCAAAUCUAGUUCAUAGUUCAUAA